Molecule: messenger RNA, 1143 nt
Organism: Paraglomus occultum
Lineage: Eukaryota; Fungi; Glomeromycota; Glomeromycetes; Paraglomerales; Paraglomeraceae
Source: the annotation of a GenBank genome assembly
AUGGGUCCCUUUCUCUCGCUUUUGCGCUUGAAAGAGAAAGACAACGAUAAUUACGAAAAAAUACUUUCAGAACUCGAUGAACAGAUAAGCAAUUCAAAGGUUCGCCUAUGUGACAUAAAAAUUCGCCAGAAGCGGUCGACAAUCUUCUGGCUUGUAUUUUCGACAGUGCUGUAUAUUGCCUACGUGAGUGGUUGGUACUUCUUUGGCUGGAAGAGUAAAUAUGACGAGACAUGGCAAUUGUGGCUUCUGAAACUAUUCCCAGUAUUCGCUUUUCCUUUUAUAAUAUGGUUGGUUAAAAAAUUCAUGAGCAUGUGGUAUAGACGUAAAGAAGCCAACGAAAAGUCGCAAUUGAAGCAUCUUGUCGCAAGAAAGAAACUCAAAAUUGAAGAAUUGAAGAAAAAGACCGGAUAUUACGCGACGCAGAAUUUAAUUGAACGGUUUGAUGUAAAUAAUUCACAGAAAAGUCUAGCCAAGUCGGUAAAUUUUCCCGCUCUACCAAAUGAAUGGAAUCAAAGCAAUGAUCAUUUUACGGACGAUAGUCAAGUGGUUGAUACAGGAUUGCGACUUCGUUUGUCUACAUCAACCUCGGAAACAAAAGACGAGUCUUCUAUGACGCCGUCUGCUUAUUAUAACGCAAUACCUCCUUCAAACACUCCUCUCAAACGGACAUGGUAUGAUCGAGUAAUUGAUCUGCUUGCUGGAGAGGAAGGUCAAUAUAAGAAAUUUGCUCUGAUAUGUUCUAAUUGUCAUGCGCAUAAUGGACUUGUAUCGCAGCAAGACCUCGACGACGUGCAGUAUUUCUGCCCAAAGUGUGACCAUUUUAAUCCAUCACGUCGAAUCAAGAGAGAUGAGACCAAUGGUGCGAGUGGAAAUAUGGGGUCACCUACUCCUCGGCGUGGUCGAUCUACUACUCCUAGACCCACGACAUCUUCCAACGAAAUGAUGAACAAUGAUAUCACAACAGAUGACUACGAUGAUGAUGGAGUGGCAGUUAGUAAGCGACUGACUUCUCGCUCGACUAGUCGACGAAGAAGGGCGGGCAGUCGUAGUCAGAGCAGGCUUGAAGAUAGUGAAGAGGAGGGUAUGCGUCGAUACGAGACCAGUGAUGAAGAAUACGUUAGUCGGAGAAGGAUACAUGAGUAA